AUGGUUGGGCCGAAAGUACAGGAUGAACUAUUUGAUCUGUUAGUGAGAUUCAGGAAACACCCAGUGGCGCUUUCAGCAGAUGUUGCCAAGAUGUACAGGCAAUUUCGGUUAGCAGAUUCUGAUAAGGACUAUUAUCGUUUUGUGUGGCGAGACAACCGUACAGAUGAUAUCGGUGACUAUCGAAUGACUGUUGUGACUUUCGGAGUUGCAUCGUCUCCACACCAAGCACAGCGUGUGCUAAAGCAGUUGGCGCAUGAUGAAAAGGACAAUUACCCUCUUGCAGCACCUGUGCUUGAGAAUGAUCUCUAUAUGGAUGAUGUGGUUUCUGGGGCAGAGGAUACAGCUAGUGCCAUCUGUUUGCAAUGUCAACUUGAUGGUAUUACUGAGUGUGCUUAUCUUGAGCUUAGAAAAUGGAUCUGCAAUGACCCUGCUUUUAUUCAGUCGGUACAGAAAUCUAAUGAUGGUGUCUUGGAUAUGGACCUACAUACACUGGACAAUCCAGUGAGAAAAACACUUGGAGUUGUAUGGGACUCUUCAUCUGGUUCAUUUCUGUACCGAGUAGGUUUCGGUGUUAGUGAAGACCAGAACCCUGAUAAUGUGACAAAGCGCAAGUUACUGUCAGAGACAUAUAAGGUGUUUGAUCCACUGGGAUUAUUGGCAUCUACAGUGAUGUGCGCGAAAGCAAUGUUUCAGAAACUGUGGUUGCUAUGCCUCAACUGGGAUGAUGUGUUGCCAGACACUGAGCUGCGCGCAUGGUUACUUUGGAAAUUGAACAUGAAAAUGUUGGACACUUUGAAGGUGGAUCGAUGCAUUGUGCCUAAGACUGGUAUCAAGGUUGUGGAAUAUCAAUUGCAUGGAUUCGGCGAUACCUCCGAACAAGGCUAUGCGGGCGUCGUGUACUUGCGUACUCUUCAGAUGGAUGGUACUGUCUUAGUGACUCUAGUCUGUUCGAAAACGAAAGUAGCGCCAACGAAACAGAUCUCGUUGCCGAGGUUGGAGCUAUGUACAGCAUUGCUCAUAGCUAGAUUAUUGCAUAGAGUACAGACGGCGUUGAAAUUGGCUCAUGUGACACUUCAUGCUUGGUCGGACUCGACUGUGACUUUAGAUUGGAUCCACGGGAAUCCUACCAGAUGGAAAACGUUCGUUGCCAAUAAAGUCAGCGAAAUUCAGAGUUUGAUGAACGCGUCGCAAUGGAGGUUCUGUCCUGGCUAUGGGAACCCAAGCGAUUGCGCGUCACGUGGUAUACUCGCGUCUGAACUAGUCACUCACGAUCUGUGGUGGCAUGGUACAGCUUGGUUGGCGGAAUCCUCUGAAAAUUGGCCGGAGUUGCAUCGUGUCAGUGACAGUGUUGAAACCAAGCGUGAAAUGAAAUCGACAAGGAUUGACACAGCUACGGCGCAUGUACAUGUAGUGGAAUCAAAUGUAGUGGAAUCAAGCGUGAUGGCGACUUUUGACUUGUUUCCGUACUCAGUUCUGUACAAGCUUGUCCGCAUUAGCGCGUGCUGCUUACGAUGGCUACAGGCACGUGACCCUGGGAAACAUGUGAUUAAGGGUCCGCUUACGUGUGCUGAAUUAGACAGUGCUUUGAAGCUUUGGAUUAAGCAGGCACAGAGUGAUGAAUUCAGUGAGGACAUCGCGAGGCUGAAAGCUGGUGAAAUUAUGGUCUCAAAAAACUUACAGGCAUUGUGCCCCUUCUUGAAUAGUGAGGAUGUUCUCUGCGUUGGAGGUAGACUUCAGGAAAGUACGCUCAAAUUCGCGUCACGACAUCCGAUUCUAUUACCAGCUAAGCAUAAGCUGACAAUGUUGAUCAUUGGCGCUGAACAUAAGCGCAACUUGCAUGCUGGACCGCAGCUGCUGCUAGCUUCCUUGCGCCAAAGAUACUGGACGCAAUGGUCCCGGAACCGCCGACAGGCGGCACCACCUCACGACGAAGGCUUUUGCGGACCGCUUCAAAUGGUUUCAUAA
Lineus longissimus is the source of this 1965-nucleotide messenger RNA. RefSeq lists its product as uncharacterized. The transcript has a single exon. Bases 1 to 1965 code for a protein of 654 amino acids. NCBI's taxonomy places the organism in Eukaryota, Metazoa, Nemertea, Pilidiophora, Heteronemertea, Lineidae. The record is from RefSeq and is a predicted model, not a curated record.